CGAGCCAAUGGGAGGACGGCGGGGGCGGGGCCGCGGCGACAGCGGCGGCAAGGGGGGUGAAAUUUCUGGAAGGUGCGGCGGCCGGAGCGGGACGGGACGGGGCGGCGCGCGGGGACGGGCCCCGCAGCCCCUGGCGCUGCCGCUCGCACCGCCGCCAUGAAUCACAAGAGUAAGAAGCGGAUCCGUGAGGCGAAACGCAGCGCCCGGCCCGAGCUGAAGGACUCGCUGGACUGGACCCGCCACAACUACUGCGAGACCUUCCCCCUCAGCCCCGCCGCCUGCAAGGAUAACGUGGAGAGGGCAGAUGCACUCCAGUUAACAGUGGAGGAAUUUGUCGAGCGUUAUGAAAAACCUUACAAGCCCGUAGUCUUGCUGAAUGCUCAGGUGGGCUGGUCUGCCCAAGAGAAGUGGACUCUGGAACGACUGAAACGCAAGUAUAGGAACCAGAAGUUCAAAUGCGGGGAGGACAAUGACGGUUAUUCUGUGAAGAUGAAGAUGAAAUACUACAUAGAGUAUAUGGAAACCACGCGUGAUGACAGCCCGCUCUACAUCUUUGACAGCAGUUACGGAGAGCAUCCCAAGCGCAGGAAACUUCUGGAGGACUACAAAGUACCCAAAUUCUUCACCGAUGAUCUCUUUCAGUAUGCAGGGGAGAAGCGAAGGCCGCCUUACAGAUGGUUUGUGAUGGGCCCACCUCGUUCUGGAACAGGAAUUCACAUCGAUCCCUUGGGAACUAGUGCAUGGAAUGCCUUAGUCCAGGGACAUAAGCGUUGGUGCCUGUUCCCCACCAGCACUCCCAGAGAGCUGAUCAAAGUGACACGAGAAGAGGGGGGGAACCAGCAGGAUGAGGCUAUCACUUGGUUCAAUGUCAUCUAUCCCAGGACGCAGCUCCCCACCUGGCCCGCUGAAUUCAAACCCCUGGAAAUCUUACAGAAAUCAGGCGAGACAGUCUUUGUGCCAGGUGGCUGGUGGCACGUAGUUCUCAACCUUGACACAACUAUUGCCAUCACACAAAACUUUGCCAGCUGUACCAACUUCCCUGUCGUGUGGCACAAGACAGUAAGAGGGAGACCCAAAUUGUCACGGAAAUGGUACAGGAUCCUAAAGCAGGAACAUCCUGACUUGGCAGCCUUAGCUGAUUCAGUUGACCUGCAGGAAUCUACUGGUAUUGCUUCCGAUAGCUCUAGCGAUUCUUCCAGUUCCUCAAGCUCCAGCUCCUCAGACUCUGAUUCAGAGUGUGACUCUGGCUCUGAGACGGAGGGGAUGAUGCACCGGAGGAAAAAAAGGAGAACGUGCAGCAUGAUGGGUAACGGCGAUACAACUUCCCAGGACGACUGUGUGAGCAAAGAGCGCAGCUCCUCCAGGUUGCCUUUUCAUUGCCUGGUUGAGCAGCCUGGGAGCCUGCACAAGCUGUGUGUCCUCUCAGACAGAGCAAGCUGCAGCUGCUGCCUUUUGGAAGAGUGGGGGGGCCAGGAGAGGAGAGUGCUCAGAAGCCUCAGCUCUGUGGCUGUGAGAGAACUGUCCACUGCCCCCUUUGGUGGCUUGACAGUUAGUAUGUCACUAAGAUGGCUUAUGCUGUAGCGUGCAGUUGCAUUUGGCACACACAAUUCAGUCUUGCAGUCUUAAAACCUUCCAUGUGUGUGAAAACCUGAUCGCUGUGCCGGGAAAGCCACACUUGUACCAGUCAGAAGCACAGUGGGAAGAUACGGAGUGCAGAGUAUUCUUCCAUGCCUGUGAACUCUUCCAUGAUGCAAAAUAAAACAAUUUUGGAUUGAAGCCUGUGUGCAGUUGACAUCCCUCACAGGAAAGCAGUGUGCUUGAAAUGGACUGGAGGCGUCGUGGUGCCAGCGAUGCAAAAUGGACUUCUCUACAAGGCACUUUCAUAUAGGAAACAAAGGUGUAUCUGUUUAGGCUGCCUGGGAAUCGGGACUCCUGGGAUCUCUGGUUCUUCCGCUUACAUUCUCUUGCCUCAGCCGAAUUGGUGAGCUUCUGUCUCUGUUUCAGUAAAUGAGGAAAAUACCUACCUCACAGGGGUGUUGUGAGGCUGAAAUGUAAUUACUGUGUAAGAUGCUUUGAAGUCGUCCUCCCACAAGAAGUUUUCCAGACAUCCUAAGCACCCUGAGACUUCCUAACCAGGUGUUAGCUUUUUGUAGCAGAGAACACUGGGGAUGUUGUUCAGCUCCCUUGGCCCUGCAGUGUUCCGUGGUGGCCCUUCCAGAAUUGCUGUGUGGUACAUAAAUUGUAGCAGAACAAGGCUUUUUGUUUUCACCAGAGUUUAACUGUUGGUAUUUCAUGGCCUGCUCUAAACAGGAGGUCCUGCUAGUUUGGGGAUUUUUAUCAAAUAGGACUAGACUAAAUUAUCUCUCACCAGGGAGUCUGCUUCACUGGCCUUGUAGGAACAAGGAGCCAGUGCUUCCCAGGCCCUUGCCAGGCUGGAUGAAUGAAGAAUUAAGUUAAAAACUGUGCUCCCCUUGUGCCUAGCUCUGUGCUUGUGGGAGGCUGACUAGGGAGAGCGGGUUUUGUGCUCUCGCUUUUCCAGGCUUGUGCUUUUUGGGGCAUCCAUGUCUCCUGUUCCAGCCACACUGCUUUUGUGUACGGCAAGCCCCUGGAUGUAGCAGGCUGAUGUGGUCCAGCGCCCAGACCCGGUGGGCCCCUUGUUUCCUUGAGCCCCACAGCAGCAGACUGCUCUGCCCCAGUCCCCACCGGCACUUUGUCAGCCUGGCAGUGCCUUGUGGGCUGCCUUGUUCCCCAGGAACAGGCUUAGAGAGCCACGUGCCGGGUUUGGACUGGGCCUCCCGACUACUGUGCGUAUGGGCGUCCUUGUCCUGCCCGCUCUGGCAGAAGGUAAAGGUGUUUGUAAGCUCCGGCUGUGCUUUUGAGUCUGGUGACCAAUACAGGCUCGUCUGCUGUGACAGUUGGAGUAAAUGAAUAAAUACCCCAUCAGAACUGUAGAUGUGGACAACAGGCCCGCCGACCUCAGCAGCUGCUCCCAGCACAAGUGCUGUGUGAGCAGGUGCUGCCGAGGAGGCGCUGGCAUACCUUCCUCCCCUUUCCAGCUCGGGAGUGCUGGCUCCAGUUUGUCUUCUCAGUUACAUUAAACCUCUCUGAAUACUUAGAAGAAAGACAGCAACCUCUUUCAUAAUUAACCUAGACCCUUUUCCUCCCCGAAUCCCCAGCCGUCGUGGGGCAGGAAGCCAGACCGUUGACUGCAUCAAAUCUGAAAUGCCUGUGUGGGCUAAUUGUGUAAUGGGAGGUUUUUGGCAUCCCCCUCGCAAAGGGGGGAAGGAAAGAGCGUACUGAUUCGUGUGACAGUCACACUGUCAGCUCCAAGCCCUGCCGCUGCCGUUAGCUGCUUUUAUCACCCCAUCCAGCAGAGCUGGGAUACUCUUAAUUGUCUUGUUUGGAUGAUUGUGGUUUUUGCUUUUUAUUUUAAAUAAAAUCAAUUAUUUUGCAUUA
Molecule: messenger RNA, 3456 nt
Organism: Phalacrocorax carbo (great cormorant)
Lineage: Eukaryota; Metazoa; Chordata; Aves; Suliformes; Phalacrocoracidae
Source: RefSeq, a predicted model, not a curated record